Drosophila eugracilis is the source of this 1297-nucleotide messenger RNA. RefSeq lists its product as uncharacterized. The record is from RefSeq and is a predicted model, not a curated record. NCBI's taxonomy places the organism in Eukaryota, Metazoa, Arthropoda, Insecta, Diptera, Drosophilidae. The transcript is spliced from 4 exons. The coding region runs from base 592 to 1206 and encodes 204 amino acids.
CCUGACUGAUGAUGAUCGGGUGCUGGCUGGUAGGGGGAGGAGAAGGAGUAGGAGGAGGUGUAGGAACUGGAACCCAAGAUGCAACUGGAACCAAUGACGGUGGAUGGGGGAACGGCAGCAGUUGGACUAUUUAUGAUGUAUUUCUCGGUUAAUUAGUUGCAGCUGAACACAGCGGAAUGGGUGUGGGAAUGGAAUUGGAAUCGGGAUAUGGAUAGGGAAUGCUUCCGCAUGCAUUUGCUAGACAUCAUCUUCAGCCGACCAGAAGACCAAAAGAAAGUGCGUGGCUUAGGGCUCUGGGUAAUUUUUGCUAUAUUUGGAUAUUGCGCCGCUUGAUCGGUGAUGGAUGCCUGCGCCUUUUCAUCAUUUAUCUUCGAGUGCAGCGGGCUAAUGGAACUGCAGUGCGUUCCAGGAACUGGAGCGGAACAAUGACGACGGCGACGACGACGGACAGACGGUUCAGCCAAUUUCGGGUGGUAUAAUUAUAAACGUAAAUUAAGCCCAAAAUUAAAAGCCAUCAAAUGUUAUGCAAAAUUAAACUUUCGAAGCGAUUACUCAGUUAUAAAAGCCCCUGACUUAUGGAUUGAGCUGCCCAUGGCAUUGCGCAUAAUGUGGCCCGAAGAACUAAAAGCAUUUCUUCUGCUCUCCCUGACCGUUUGGGUAAUGGGUAGAGUCAUUACACUGGAUCUUGACGAGGAUUGCGAACUGAAUGCUGUUGAUACAAUGCACGAUUUCUGCUGCGACUUGCACGACGAAAGUUCGCAAUUCACCGACUGCCAAAUGAAAUGGCACGAAAAGAUUCAGUAUGAGACGGAUGAGGAGGAGCAGACGUAUAUGUUUUGCACCGCAGAGUGCAGUUUCAACAAUACAGAGUUCUUAGGCAGGGAUCGCCGUUCACUGAACUUGGUGGAGGUAAGAGAACAUUUGGAAAACGAUCUGGUCCACGAUGAGGAUGUGAAGCUUCUCUAUGACACCUACGUGAAGUGCGAUAGACAUGCGCUCGCCCUUUUGCCGCACAAGGGAGUCAAGCAGCUGGGCAAACGCCUCUCCCAGCACGGCUGUCAUCCAUACCCCGGCUUGGUUCUCGAGUGCGUGGCCAAUGAGAUGAUCCUCCACUGUCCCGCCAAGCGGUUCCAUCAAACAGCCCAGUGCGAGGAGACCCGCAAUCAUCUGAAGCAAUGUAUGCAGUACCUAAAGUACAAGUUCUAAACUUGGAUUAAAACAAAGAGCACUUGCAGCUUACACUUUUAUUGUCCUUCGCUAUAAAUUAAUUAUGACUAAAGCUUAAAUGCUUAACUAG